AUGAUCUUGAUAAACCCUAAUGAACUUUGUGAUUCUGGCAAAGAAGAAAAAAAACGCAUCAAAUUUGAAUGUACACAAGUGUUGACGGAAAAUCAUAAAAAGCCAAUUUAUGCGGUUGCUGUUAAUCAACAUCAAACAAGUGAUGGAGGACUUUUAUUUGCAACGUCUGCAGGGAAUGAAAUUCAUAUAUAUAAACAUGCUAACGAUGUAGCUGGCGGAAAAAGCGGAGUGGUGAGAGUAAUUGAGGCUACUCGCACACGCCAUUUCAAACCGCUACACCAUUUUGGUUCAGUGAAUCAAAUGGCAUUUGCGUCUCAUCAGCCAAAGUUAAUGGUUUCGGCAUGUUCAAACUUAACCGUUUAUUUAUGGGAUGUAAGUGUAGGAUUAUGUUUAUCAACAUUCUUCGGACCAUAUCGUCACUACCAGCAAAUACUGAGUGUUGAUAUAAAUCAUGAUGGUACACUCGCUGCCUCUGGAAGUAUGGAUUGUUCGGUUUGUAUUUGGUCAAUAACAGAAACGCGAACAUUGAAAAAUAUUCAAUUAGCUGAAACUAAGCCACAAAAUUCAAAAGAACAUCGUCUUAUGAAACCACACCGUGUACAUGUUCCUCUAUUUCUAACGUCAACAUUACAUGAUCAUUACGUAGAUUCUGUAAAAUUUUUUGAUGAAAUUAUGAUAACAAAGUCGGCCGACAAUACAUUUUGUAUUUGGAAUUAUGAUUUGAAAACGAGUAAGACUGAUGCAAAUGUAUUUUUCAAGUGGAAACAACAUGAUCCGUCACCGGAUAUUUUAUUUGAUAUACGCUUAGGAAUUAGUUCCAUGGAAAAAGUACGUAUCGCAUGCUUACCGAUUACACUGAUGUAUUCUCAAUCAAAACGAUUAAUUCGUGAAGUUUCAUUCACAUCCGAUGGACGAACAUUGUUUGCAUUAGAUGAAGAUAUAUUUGAAACAAGUAUUGGCGAACUAACUAGUAAUGAUCAUGUUUCACUUGAAUCAUUAGAUGAAACGUAUAAAAUUCCAUUAUUUCAAACACGCUAUGUUACAAUUUCAAUUAAACAAUCUCAUGUUACUAAAUCAGAUGCAAUUCAAUUAAGAUUUCAAAGUGUAGUAUCAGAUAAAAGAGUUAUUCAGAUACGAGAAGUAGACGACAGAUUAGAGAAUAUUGAUUGGAUAAAAGAUUUAGAUAGAAGAUCAAAAAUGUUCACAAUGACAUGGUCAAUCAAAAGUAUCUAUAUGGAUAUGACUACUGUUACAUUCAAGUCUUUUCUUUUGUAUGACAAUCAAACAGUAACCUCGAAAACGUGGAAUAUUACAAUACUGGUGUCACAGCCUAAACGUGUCAUAGAUAAAAUUUGGUUUAUGUCAUUACCGUUUCUAAUUGUUUUUAUAUCUGUACAAAUGGGUGUUUUGUUAGACACAUCGGUUAUUAAAGAUAUUGUUAAAAAACCCACACCGCUCAUCAUUGGGUUCGUUGCUCAAUACGGUUUAAUGCCUCUAUUAGCUUACAGCAUUACAAAAAUAUUCAGAUAUACAGCAUUGCACGGCUUAACAUUGUUUUUAAUCGGUUGUUGUCCAGGCGGCACGGCUAGUAAUCAGUGGACAUUAUUGUUUGAUGGUGAUGUUAAUCUUUCAGCUGUGAUGUCCUUUACCAGCACCUUGGCUUCAUUCUUUAUGAUGCCGUUAUGGUUUUAUACACUUGGAAAUUCGUAUUUACGUGAAUUAAAAUUACAUAUUCCAUUUCUAGGACUGUUGAGAACAUUAGCCACUAUUGUUGUUCCUUAUACUGUCGGAAUUUUGAUUUCACAUUAUUCACCAAAGACACGAAAUUUAGUGAAAAAAAUUGUUAAACCCAUGAUGUUAUUUCUUGUAAUAUUUUUUCUUGUCUUCGGGACAUUGGUGAACUGGUACAUGUUUAAAAUGAUCGAUCUUUAUUCAGCGUUGACAGCACCGUUACUUCCAUGGAUUGGCUUCCUUCUUGGAGGUCUAUUAGCGUUGAUAUGUAGACAAGAUUGGUCGCGUGUUAAAACAAUUGGGAUCGAAGCUGGUAUUCAGAAUGUUGGUAUCGCGUUUAUGGUAAUCAUGUAUUCGUUUCCUCAACCUCAGGCCACACAGGGAUUAGUUGUACCACUUGUUGUUGCUCUAUUGACGACAAAACCAUUUUACCUGGCGCUUCUAAUCCGUCAUUAUGUAAAAAAACAUCAGAAAAAACAAGAAAUAGAAAUGUCAGUUGUUGAUGGAAAUGGACAUGUGGAAAAGACACUGUUAGAAAAUAAGGAGGAAAGUAAUUCUGAGAAAAUACAUCCAGAAGAAGUUAAGACUUUCAUACAUAGCUAUCAAGUAGCUUCAGCAUGA
Molecule: messenger RNA, 2352 nt
Organism: Didymodactylos carnosus
Lineage: Eukaryota; Metazoa; Rotifera; Eurotatoria; Philodinida; Philodinidae
Source: the annotation of a GenBank genome assembly